AUGAAGAAUAGAUGGGAUACAAUGAAGAAUAAAUAUAACCAAUGGAAAACUUUGAACAUGAGAGCUACUGGAUUAGGGAGGAAUCCUAACACUGGUUGUAUUGUGGCUUUUGAUGAAUGGUGGGCGGAGCAAAAUGCGGCUAUGUCAGGUUGUAUAACAUUCAGAGAUAACCCACUUGAGCAUGAGGACCAGCAGCGGAUCAUGUUUGAUGCAAUUAGUGUUACUAAUGAGACUUCAUAUGUUCCUGUUGGUGGUAGUGAUGCUCUCCAAACAUGUCAAAGUGAGGAUGCUGCUGAUGCUAUCAGUGAGGAUGGUGUGACACCAAAGGUCACACCCACUUCAGACAAACGGGGUCAAAAAAGACCAGCCCCAAUUUCACCUCCGGAAAAGAAGAAGAAGACUUUUAGAGAUCAAUGCAUGAAGCGUUUAGUGGAUGCAUAUGAGAAGAAGACACAAAGUAGUAAACAGUCAGCCACUUCACAUGUCAUUGAUCAUGUUAGAGAUGAGGUUACUAAAAUGAUUGAUCAAGUCAUUGAGGAUGGUGCUGAGGAAGGGAGUGAUGAGCACUACUAUGCCACACAACUACUUAUGAAGAAGGAGUAUCGUGACAUGUUUAGUACUUUGAAGACACCUAGUGGGAGGUUAGGAUGGCUGCGAAGGGCAUGGGAAGACAAGAACAAGAAUUAG
Messenger RNA from Miscanthus lutarioriparius, 687 nucleotides. Lineage: Eukaryota; Viridiplantae; Streptophyta; Magnoliopsida; Poales; Poaceae. The record is from the annotation of a GenBank genome assembly.